UGAGUGAUAAAGUCAACUAAAGUUGUCGGCGUUUUUCCCAAAUUGUUUGAAAACGGUGGUGUAUUUUUGUAUAUCAUACUAAAUAUUAAUUAUCAGUUAGUAAGUUACUAAUUUAAAUUUAUUUUUACAAAAAAAUCAAAAUGAGUCGCAAAGAAGCAUUAACACAGUUUAUACAACAAAUUCAUGGUCGUCCGGUUGUAGUGAAAUUGAACAGUGGAGUCGAUUACAGAGGUGUAAUGGCUUGCAUUGAUGGUUACAUGAAUAUUGCUCUUGAACAAACAGAAGAAUACAUAAAUGGAGAACUUAAAAACAAAUUUGGAGAUUCUUUUAUUCGUGGCAACAAUGUACUGUAUAUUAGUACACAAAAAAGAAAAGGGGUAUAAUAUGUUUUGUAAAUAAUGUUAUUUGUAUUCUCAAUUUAUAUAUUUGUGAAAAAUAAAAUACAACAUACAUAUAUUUAUAAGUUUUUGUAAUAAAUAUUAAGUAAUUAUAAUUAAUUUGAUGUUUCUUCAUAUUCAAUAAGUACCUUAUUUAAAUAUUAUAUUAAUUUUCAGAUAAUAAUUAUAGAUGUAUUAGUUAAAUAACAAUAUAUCGUACAUACAUGUUAUAAACUUACAACUUAUAGCUUUGAAUAUAUGUAGUAAAAUGUGUAAUUAAUCAAUGGUUGUAGGUAAUUUAUUGAUUUAUGAUAUGAAACGUACUUUUUACUAUACCAAACCUUUAGUUAUAAAAAGUUAUCAUAAAUGUAUGUUACAUUUUGUCCUUAUUAAAUGAAUACAUCUUUUUAACUGGUCAAAGAAGUUUAAAGUGUGGUUCGAGAUUGCAUAGAUGCCAAGGUUUCUAAUUGUCUUAGUUUAUAUUAUGACCGACCAUAUGUAAUUUGUCUACUUUUUAUUUGUAUAUUAAACGUUCUCAAUAAAUAAAAAAUAACAUUUUCAACCAGA
Molecule: messenger RNA, 944 nt
Organism: Rhopalosiphum maidis (corn leaf aphid)
Lineage: Eukaryota; Metazoa; Arthropoda; Insecta; Hemiptera; Aphididae
Product: U6 snRNA-associated Sm-like protein LSm6
Exons: 2
Coding region: 141-383 (80 amino acids)
Biological process (GO): mRNA splicing, via spliceosome; maturation of SSU-rRNA
Cellular component (GO): U4/U6 x U5 tri-snRNP complex; sno(s)RNA-containing ribonucleoprotein complex; P-body
Molecular function (GO): RNA binding
Source: RefSeq, a predicted model, not a curated record